UACUGUCGAGCUGCGAGCCCUUUUCGCCGGGCCACUUGUUGAGCUUGCCCUGCGUGGCUUCCACGCCUGCGAGCCAACCUGCGCGCUCCUCGGGAGACGUGCGUCGGGACGGGGCGGCCUCGCCGCUUGGCGCGUCCGUGUCCCUCACCGCCGGGUGGGUGACUCAUCUCGCCUCUGAAUGGCAGCCCGGAGCUUUAUAACGGCGGCGGGGGCUCGGCAAUCGCUGGCCGCGGGACGGAGGCAGAGAGAGAGAGAGAGAAAGAGGCAGAGCCCCGGGGAGCGCUAGGGAGAGAGAGAGAGAGAGAGAGAGAGAGAGAGGGCUGCAGCCGCGAUGAGGAGUCUCCGCUGCGCCCCUUUCCUCCUCCUGCUCCUCUCCGCGGGGGACUCGGCUGUCAUCACUGGGGCUUGCGACCGAGAUCUGCAGUGUGGCGGAGGCAUGUGCUGUGCCGUCAGUCUCUGGAUUCGAAGUCUGAGGAUGUGUACACCAAUGGGCGACUUGGGAGAGGACUGUCAUCCUUUGAGUCACAAAAUUCCGUUCCGUGGAAGGAGAAUGCAUCACAGCUGCCCAUGCUUACCUAACCUGGCAUGUCUCCGGGUUUCGCCUACCAAAUACAAAUGUUUAUCAGAUUUCACAAAUGAAGAUCUCUUUUUUUAGCACUAUAUAUAUAUAUGGUGAUAGAUUUUGUGGCGUUGCUUAUUUCAUGUACUAAAAACCCUUGUAAUAGUGAAAAAAAUGUUUGCCAGAGGAAAUUUGUAAACAUACUUUCUCUCCUUGUAAAUAUUAAUAUUAUUAUUACUAUAUUUGAUAGCAGCUAUGGUGAUUAUUUUUGCUAGAUGUUUAUCUGGAGUUGUUUGUAUGAACUUGUGACCUGCCAGUCUGGAUGCAUCAGGCAUGUAUGGCAGACUGCGAGACACCCAAUAAACUUCCUGGCUUUCUUGCCUGAGGAAGGAAGGAAACAGUGUCAAGAAACUAACUGGCAGUCCUCGAUGCAUGGCAUAUGGACCGAAUUUAGGUUGCUGGGUCACAAACUGCAAGCAAGUACUAAAGGAAUAGUAUGGUGAGCUCUUCUCUCCUAAAAUAUGGCUUUUCAAAGAGGGCUUAACAGGUUGCACGUCUAGGGCACUGGACAUCCAGAACUGCCAUGUCAAUUUGCAUCAAUUGAAUUCAGAUUUUUCUGCAAGUACUCAACUUGACUGAAAAUAUUUUGUAUAAUAUAAUACACAUGAAAAGAGAAAGGAAGCACAUUCAUCUGUGACUCAUUCACUGUCCUGUCUCCUCUUCUACGAGAAAGAAUAAAGCUCCGGAAGGAUGCCAGAAUUCAGGUAGAACAAACUGGCAGAACAAAUUUGGCUCAUGGGCUGGAGCUUUUAUCCCUGACUUUAAGGAAUCUUAACAAUUACUCAAUGAAUAUGAGAAGAGAAAGAUUUAUUUUGAAUUUUAUCUAGCCUAAAUUAAGAACUUGUCUGAAACUAUAUGUAUGAAGGGUACUUUCUAUUUUAAAAAAAUCAGUAACCUUUGGAAUGGAAGUACCUGGCUUCCUGUUAUGUAAAUAUAUUGAUACUGCUAUGCAAAAAUUCUGUAUCAGAAUAAUGGCAGUACAGCAUUAUAUUUAUUUAAGAGCUUAUUAUUAUUAUUAUUAUUAUUAUUAUUAUUAUUAUUAUUAUUAUUAUUAUUAUUAUUACACAGUGGUCUUUGCUUUUUAUUCUAUAAAAUUUACUACCAACAUAAAACUAAGUAAUUAUACUUGUGAAUAAGAGUUCUGAGGACAGUAACAAAUCUAAAAGAUGCUGAGGGCCCUUACACAGAGCCAUAUAACCUAGAAUAUCAAGGCAAAAAAUCCCAUAAUAUCUGCUUUAAACUGAGUUAUCUGAGUCCACAAUGUCAUAUAUUCCAGUUCAAAGCAGAAAAUGUGGGAUUUUAUUCAGCUGUGUGGAAGGGGCCCAAGAUGAAUGAUUUUCCUCGACUUAGGUUUUUGAGAAACCUAGAAUCAUGACAAAUUGCAAAAUUUUGUGACCUUUUAAUUAUUUUCUUAGCUCCCUGUUUUUGUUAACCAAAACCAAAAAAGAAAACGAACAGAAUAAUUGUGUAUUCUAUCCUUAGAAGUAAGUCUUCUUCAAUGCAAUGGAGUUCAGCUUACCUUAACCUAAAGGUGCAUCUACACUGCAGUACAAUGCUAUAGAAUCAUAGUACAGUAGAGUCUCACUUAUCCAAGCCUCGCUUAUCCAAGUUUCUGGAUUAUCCAAGCCAUUUUUGUAGUCAAUGCUUUCAAUAUAUCAUGAUAUUUUGGUGCUAAAUUCGUAAAUACAGUAAUUACAACAUAACAUUACUGCGUAUUGAACUCCUUUUUCUGUCAAAUUUGUUGUAAAACAUGAUGUUUUGGUGCUUAAUUUGUAAAAUCAUAACCUAAUUUUAUGUUUAAUAGGCUUUUCCUUAAUUCCUCCUUAUUAUCUAAGAUAUUCGCUUAUCCAAGCUUCUGCCGGCCCGUUUAGCUUGGAUAAGUGAGACUCUACUGUAUUUGUAGUUUCAUGAAGGGAAGGCUAAAGACUUUGUAAAACUACAACUCCCAGAAUUCAAUAGCAUUGAACCAUGACGAUUAAAGUGGUGUCAAACCUCAUUAAUUCUACAGUGUAGAUGCACUCCAAGUGGUAUAGAAUUGCAUCUUAAAGAAUUUUGUUCUUUGCAAUGUCCAUCCCCCCCCCCCAUUUCCUUAGUAUAUCUUCCUUAGUAAUGAUUAGCAAAUGUGAGACUAUUUAGAUAAAUAUAAUUUCUCGUAAUUCAUGAACAAUUGUUACAAGUUCUAUUGGUUUUUUAAUUCAUAUGGAACGUGUCCAAAAGACUGGUAAAAUGUGAGAAGUUCCUAUGUCAAUAAACAGUUCCACCUAUGCCCAGUAGUAAGGGUCUAGUAUCAAUGCUAUGAAGGAGCUCCAAGAAAGUCAUCACAAGCAAAUUAGAAGGUUUUUUCUGAGAUAUAUCAUUUUAGCAUGGUAUAUUUGCAUGUUUACCAUUAAGCAACAUGUUCUGCAUGUGGAAAAGCAAUGCUUACAAGCUUGGUUUCCUGGUGUUAGAAUAUCGUUAUAAUGAGGAAUUCCAGAAGUGUUUUUGACACUAGUAUUUUUGAUUGCACAAACUGACUGAAAUGAUUGAUUAAUUAUAACUUAACUGCGAUUUUUCUUACCAGUAUAUUUGAAGACAAACAAAAGAUAACAUGGUCAAUUAAGUUGGUUGCUGUGAGUUUUCUGAGCUGUAUGGCCAUGUUCCAGAAGCAUUCUGUCCUGACGUUUUGCACAAAUCUAUGGCAGGCAUCCUCAGAGGUUGUGAAGUCUAUUGGAAACUAGCCAAGUGGAGUUUAUAUUAUCUGCGGAAUCUCCAGGUUGGUAGAAAGAACUCUUGUAUGGUGGACGCAAGUGUGAAUGUUGCAAUUGGCCACCUUGAUUAGCAUUUAAUGGCCUUGCAGCUUCAAAGCCUGGCUGCUUCUUGCCUAAGGGAAUCCUUUGUUCGGAGGUGUUUACUGACCCUGAUUGUUUCUUGCCUGGAAUUCUCUUAUUUUCUGAAUGUUCUUUAUUUACUGUCCUGAUUUUAGAGUUUUUUAAUACUGGUAGCCAGAUUUUGUUCAUUUUCAAGGUUUCCCCCUUUCUGUUGAAAUUCUCCACAUGCUUGUGGAUUUCAAUGGCUUCUCUGUGUAGUCUGACAUGGUGGUUGUAAGAGUGGUCCAGCAUUUCUAUGUUCCCAAAUAAUAUGCUGUGUCCAGGUUAGUUCAUCAAGUGCUCUGUUAUGGCUGACUUCUCCGGUUUGUCUGCAGUGUCUUUCAUGUUCCUUGAUUCAUGUUUGGGCACUGUGUUUGGUGAUCCCUAUGCAGACUUGUCUACAGCUGCAUGGUAUACGGUGGAUCCUCAGGCAAGAAGCAGGCAGGCUUUGAAUCUGCAAUGCCAUAAAAUGCUAAUCAAGCUGGCAAAUCGCAACAUUCACAGUUGCCUCAAACAGACAAGAGUUCUUUCCCCCACCCUGGACUUUCGACAGAUAUAUAAAAUCCCACUUGCCUAGUUUCCAACAGACCUCACAACCUCUGAGGAUGCCUGCCAUAAAUGUGGGCACAACUUCAGGAGAGAACGUUUCUGGAAUAAUGACCAUACAGCCCUUAAAAGUCACAGCAACCCAGUAAUUCCGGCCAUGAAAGCCUUCAAUAACACAUGGUCAGAUCACAUUUAAUAACAAAUCAUUCAUAUAAUGAAGGAUUGUAUCUAGAAAAUCUCUGGAUGCUAGAAGCCAGACCAAGGUUUAUAGGAAAGCUGAAAACUCCAAAAUCUUUACUAGACAACCAAUUAUGACACCAUUGGAUAGAGAUUCAUUAACUCCCUCUGCCUUAUUAUCAGUUCUAAAACAGAAUUAGUACAUCAGGGUUAUUUUACUCUUGAAUUGUCUAAAGUCAUGUUGGUGCUUUCCCCAAAUAAAACCAUUUAUUGGGAUCUUUUGUGGUUGUCCCUGGAUUAAUUACUUCUUCGACAUUAUGAAAUCAUGUAGUACAUGCUGAUAUAACUUUUCUUCAGCUUUUGAGAUGUAUUGUAUGUUGUUUUCAAUAUUAUGUAAAGAGACUCAGAAGCCCCAACUUACAAUAAACGUUAAAAAGUGGAACAGCAA
Anolis carolinensis (green anole) is the source of this 4636-nucleotide messenger RNA. It is a transcript of the gene prok2, whose product is annotated as prokineticin 2. The record is from RefSeq and is a predicted model, not a curated record. The transcript has 3 exons. Gene Ontology annotation, biological process: endothelial cell proliferation. NCBI's taxonomy places the organism in Eukaryota, Metazoa, Chordata, Lepidosauria, Squamata, Anolidae. Bases 332 to 655 code for a protein of 107 amino acids.